Messenger RNA from Hydractinia symbiolongicarpus, 5661 nucleotides. RefSeq names its product melanocyte-stimulating hormone receptor-like. Bases 1914 to 2819 code for a protein of 301 amino acids. Gene Ontology annotation, biological process: G protein-coupled receptor signaling pathway. NCBI's taxonomy places the organism in Eukaryota, Metazoa, Cnidaria, Hydrozoa, Anthoathecata, Hydractiniidae. The transcript has a single exon. Gene Ontology annotation, cellular component: membrane. Gene Ontology annotation, molecular function: G protein-coupled receptor activity. The record is from RefSeq and is a predicted model, not a curated record.
AGGAGCGUUAACCUAAGCAUCGAUUUGACGUUAAACGCGAAAAUUCUUAAUAUGUGAGUCAUCCCGUAGUAGUCAGAACAUUUUAUAAUUAGCUAUUACCAUUUCUGUUUAUUCAAUUAUAAUGUUUGGUAUAGAAAAGUAAAGUGUGGCGAUUUUUUUACAAUUCCUAGUUCCAGAGCAUUUUACGAAUUCAUUUUUAUAGAGCUAGAAAACAAACGAAAUCCUGCUAGCUUACCAAAACUUUUAUACCAAUACGCUGUGUGCGUGGUAAUCUCUUUGUAAAGCAUUUUAACUGCUUUUUAAUGAUUGUGUUUGGACCUGAAGAUAGAUCAUAUAUCCGAAAUAAAUUGUUUAGAAAAAAAAAUCAUUGUUAUUUAAUUUAUUCUUAUAUAAUGCCACAAUGAUCUUUGCUUCAAGAACAAAAACUAUCAAACUUAUUUGGUUGCAUUAUCUAGGAUUUAAUGAAUAAUUUCUAAAUGCUGGGCAAAUAAGUAAAAAAAUUAUUUAGCAGUUGCAAACAAGCAAGCAAAGUGUGCUCGUCUGUAGGUUUUUAAUGAUGUUGCCAGAGCUGCUUACUGAACAGUGUCAAUGUCAUAAAAAGAUGUUCGGAGAACUUGACUUGUCACUUUCGUUCUCUUACACACUUCAUAUUUUCUAAGAGGAACGAACGAGGUGUUUUGUAAUUGCAAGGAGUUUGCUCGGAUACUUCCCUGUCGGGCAGGUGAAAUUCGACUAAAGAAUUAGGGAUCCAAAAUUUUCGUCUUUAUGCUUUCUUUUGUAUUCGAAAAUUAUCCAGAUGCUGACAGCGACACAAAUAUUACAGGCAUUCCGGGCUUUUUCCCUUCACAAGUUGAGUGUCACUUUCGUUCUAUUACACACUUGUUUGCUCGUUUGCAACGUGUUUGAUCGGAGGUUUCCAUGUGGAGCAUGUAAAACAUGUUUCACAGAAACAGGAAAGAAACGGUACCUGCUCCUUACAACGGCCGUUUUGGCACAUCGAUCAUUUCCGUUGUUUUGACAGUCUACACCUUUUGUUUUUCUUUCUUUUGCUCUGUUUCAUCUCAUUUUGUGUUAAAAUACUCUCUCUUAAAUUGCGUCGCGUUAAGGCGCACUAAUUUUUAUUAAUUUUUGAUCGUUGAUAAUUUGCUUUUUUUAAACAAACGGGUUACUGGACAAGAAGAAACGCAAUAACUCGUUUACCCACAGGCACUAUUUUUACUAUAAAUAUAAAUAUGAUGUCAAAGCCGUUUACAAGAAGAUUCCUUAACAAAUACGUAUUAGUUCUUACCCUGUAUGUUGUCUUACGCUCCUGUUCGCAUAAUGUAUUAAUGUUAGGCUGCUUUACUUUGGUAUGGUAGGUAGAAAAAACACUUGUAGACUCGAAAUGAGGAAAUAAGAUGAGCAACAAACAAUCCAUAUAGUUAUUAUUUGAUGUCGAAAAGAUGCAAGAUAUCAUUGGUGCGAGAAUGCAUUCUGAAUGCUGUGUACCAUUUGUGAAAUAAUAAGAAGAAGAAAAUAGAAAAUGACAUAAUAUUAUUUCGGAUAUGUAUCUGUUAGGUUUUUACUUUAUUUCAAAACUUUAUUUGUCAAAUUGUGUGUCCCCCGUUUUUUAUGUUGUCACAGAUGGAUGAAUGUUAUAAUUGUAUUUAUUAAAGGUGUUAUUGAAUUUCAUCAGGGAAAUAUUCAAAUUUUGUGUCAACAUUGAUAAUUGUAUUUUAAAAUAUUGAAUGAUUUAAGUAGAUCGAUAGUUAUAUUGAAUCAAUUGUUCAGUUCCCCAUAGUAAUAAAGAGUAACAAACACAUAAAUAUUUAUAACAGAUGUAUUAAAAUGUUGAUAGAUAUGUUGUUUUUAUUUUUAACGAUCACGCAAGAUAACUAAACUGAUAUCUUAUAAAACACACACAAUGUAUCGCAAUGUAUCUAGUGUUUGGUUUGACAUUCGUUGCACUGUGUUUACAUGGGUUGGCAAUAUUCUGUUUGUGCAAGCACAAGAAACAAAAUAAAACCCAGAAAGUAUUAUUGAUAAAUGUGAGCGCAACAGAAAUUUUUAUUCUCCUGCUCAAAGCUUGUAACCUUGCUAUGGCGAUGGCAAUGUAUGAAAUGCAAACAAUAACCGUUCGUUUCGCACAUUUAUUUAGCAUGAUUUCGUUUUACCUGUACAUACUCGCAAACUUUUUGUUGCUUUUUGCCAUGUUUCUAAUUAUAGUAGAUCGUUUUCUUUGCAUUCAUUUGCACGUCAGAUAUAGUUACGUUGUAACAAAAAUUCGAUUGAUGAAAGUCAUAAUUGCGGCUUGGAUUGUUAGCACGAUAAUAGGAUUACCCUUACUUUUCUUGGAAGACUUGGAAGGAGAGUAUUACGUAACUUUAUUAGUUCUAAAUGUUGUUUAUAUUAUCAUGGCUACAGUGGUUUAUGGUAUAAUUUGUCUCUAUUUAAAAAGACAAAGAAAAAGAUUCCAAGCAAAAUCCAAGAUGGAGAAAGUUACAAAUUCUAAACAAUUUGUUGUACCAUUUUUGAUCGUGAUCACUUUCAUCAUUUUUUCAUCUCUGCCGAAAUGUAUCAACGUAUGGCUGUCAAUAAUGAAUGGUAAAAUAGAAACUAUAAACUUUAGCAUUCUUACUCAAAUUUUGUUGGUCUGUGGUUUCAUUGUUGAUCCUCUAAUUUACGUUUUUUUCAACAAGCCGCUAAGAGAUGUAGCGCUUUAUUACCUCCGUUGCAAACGUUUUCCUUUAACGGCAUCAGAUAAUUCAAUAGUAUUACGGAACAUCGCCGUUGUUAAAAGUGAUUCUUUAAAUCAAUCUACACCUUCUAGUAUGGCGUAACUUACAAUACAAAAUGAAGAACUUUUUCACUCUUAUUACGUCAUGCACGCUAUAUUUUACCAAAGUAUUUAAUGCACUACAUCAUCUUCCAACGAGUGAACAGAGUACCAAUGCUUUCUUGGUCCUACAAUAUUGGAACACUAGUUCAAUCUAGUUAAUUCCAACAAAAAAUCUUAGAAUGGAAAAUGUCAUCCGAAUAGGUGGCAACCACAAAACGCAUAUGGAGAACUGUUACAACUGUUUUGUUUUUUACCUAUUUGUGUGUUUUUGUAUUCGUAGGAUUAUCUAAUUUUUAAGCCGUAUUCAAAAUUUUUAUGCUCCGAGAUUACGAUAUCCUUUCUUCGACAGUGAAAAUGCCGAGGCAAGUUCUCCAAGUUUCUUUUUAUGACAUUGAGACUGUCCAGUAGGCGGCUCUGACGUCAGAAUUAAAAUCCUAUGCACAAGUAUGAUUUGCUUACUUGCAACUGAUAAAUAAAUAUGCACUUAUUUUCCCGUCAUUAGAAAUUAUUCAUCAACUCCUAAAUAAUACAACCGAAUAGAUUUGAUGGUUUUUGUUCUUGAAGCCAAGAUCAUUGUGACAUUACAUCAGAAUGAAUUAAGCAAAAAUGAUUUUUAUUUUCUAACAAUAUAUUUUGGAUAUAUGAAUCUUUCCUUAGGUCUAUAAGCGGUCAUUAGAAAAGGUAAAAUUCUAUACAAAUAGUUUACUACGCACAGAGAUAGCGAUGUACAUGAGUUUUAAUAAGCCUAAGAGGUUCUUGUUCGUUUUCAACCUAUAUAAUAAUAUACAUAAGUUUAUUUACAACACUGUAUACAAGCUAUAUAAGUUUUUUUUAAAACCUCGUAAAAUGCUUUAAAAUUAGAAAUUGUAAAUAAAUUGUAAAUAGAAAUUAAAACAUAUAAUUUUUUGGUCUUAUCAAUACUUUAAAUCACAUGCACUCAGGCAUAAGCUUUUUAAAACGUGGAUGUUUCACGGUUUCAAAUAUUUAAACAACAAAAAUUUAACCCCCGUCCUUGCUAACGUCUGUUAAGGUAAGCCAUACUUUUUCCAUUUGCGAGUCGUUCCUAACAUCAUCCAAAAAUGACUACGAAGAAAUUGGCUCCCUCAACCAACUAAAUUGCACUUUAGCAGUUACAUGGAUAUCUGCUUGAAAAUAUUAAAAACUUAGGUCAGCAAAAGUUUAGUCAUUGUUUAUAACAACACAACCAAAAGAUAAUCGAGUGUUUUUGUUAAUAAUAAACUUCUUUAGAAACAAGAGCCUUAUGGCGCGAACACGGUUGCAAUUUGCCAAACAAAGAUGGCGGAUCGAGUGUCCUCGUCCUCACACGUCAAAAAAAAAAGUUAAAAAUUUUUUAAAAAGUUAGGUUAUAGAAGACAAAAAGGUGAAAGACCUACAAACAACUGCACUGUGUUUUUUUUGUGUGUUUAUUUUGUGAUCUGUCUCACGCACUUUAAAUUCCAUAAUACACAUAGAAAACGUAAAUGCGUAAGUUCGACCAAUGAUUCAGCAUGUAUCCUCGACCCCGUUAAAGGCUAAAACACAGGCUACAUUCCCAUUUCGCGCGUCGUAGUAGUUGCCUGAUGAUUUCAAACACGAUUACACUGCGUUGCAACCGUGAAUAAUUUUAUAAUAGACAAGCACAAACAGAUAAAUACAAUCGCGAGCAGAUUUUGUAGUAUCGUUAAUUUUUUUACAAUUGUAAACGUAUAAUACCUAUUAAAGAGAAUACAAAAAUUGAUCAGAGGUUUUUUUAUGACAACUUAACAUUUGUAAAAUUUAUCAUGCAUGUAUUUAAUGAUAUUAUCAUUUUAAUGUGAAGACUUUUAGCUUCACAACUAUGGUAGCAAAAGCAAUGAAAUGCAUGAUACUUGGUGAUUUGUAUCACUUAACUUUAGAGGGGUUAUUUCAAGGCGAGUCCUUAUUUUUUAGAAAUUCUAUUUACGGUCAAAAUUUAGAAUGUUCUAUAAAUAAAUGUGUUUUUUUCGCUUAAUGAGCAAAAAAAUACAGGAAAAAGCUGAUCUAAGCGCUGUUUCCGACGUUCUGCGAUAAGUUUCUUUUCGGAUUCUGCACUACAAUAUAACACGUAACUUUCUCGGUUAUGUUAACGUGGGGAAUAACAGACAGGAAUCGACAACUGUAAAGUGACCAGCUUCACGGUUUUUUUUCUUGGAAAAUACGCGCAAAAGAUGCAAUCCACAUUUGGCUGUGGAGACUGAAAAAGUUUUUAAUCCAGUUGCUGGUCGCAAGUCGCUCGAUGUCAAAUGUCAGAAGAUUUGUGAAUAUAAACAAGAAGCUCUGCGGCUUGAAGAUUUCCGCCAUUAGCCUAAAAGAUCUUAAAAUUUGAAGUAGACCUUGAAAAUGGAGAAUUAUGGGGCAAACAAAAAUCAUUGAGUAUUCUCAAUUAUUAUUGUAACUAAUCUGCAAUGUUAAAAUACAACUCAAUAAAUAAAUAAAUAAUUUUUACGUAGCUAUAUGAAGUAUUCUAAAAUAACAGUUAAAACUUUAACUGGAUACUUUUAAAACUGAUCAGGAAAAUUCUGAAAACUAAACUUGACGAUUCCAAUAUCAAAUUUCUGAACGAGCUAAAUUUGAAUGAUGAAGUAGUUCAUUCUUAAUUAAUUCUGCAAUAAAUACAUAUUAGCAUUCUCAGUAUUUCUCAGUAUUUAGGCCUUCAAAAUUUACUUUCUUGUUGAACAUUUUUUGAAAAUGCUAAUGGCGCAUGGUUUGAUAACAGCUGAUCUGAAAAAGAAAGUACGUUUUAAAAAUAAGAAACAAGAAUACACAAAUUUACCAUAAACUGCAUGAGAACCAGGUUGUUUAAUUAUUGUCCCCACUUUUCUUCG